Messenger RNA from Sungouiella intermedia, 2271 nucleotides. The record is from the annotation of a GenBank genome assembly. NCBI's taxonomy places the organism in Eukaryota, Fungi, Ascomycota, Pichiomycetes, Serinales, Metschnikowiaceae.
AUGUCAAUUCGCAACCAACAAGAUCUGGAGUCCGAGGAGCUUCUACCGAGUUUGUCGGACAAUAAACCAACUCAAUAUGGAAGCUUGGUCGAUUCAGAUUCAAACUCUUCUUCCAAUGAGCUUGAACCACUCAAAUCUGAAGAAGCACUCGGUAUGAAUGUGGACCUCGAAGACGACGAUUUGAAAGAUCUACCUAAAGCAGUUAGAGAAACUGUGCCAUUGACAGACGAUCCAAAUAUACCUGUAUUGACUUUCAGGUACUUUGUGCUUUCCACACUUUUCAUCAUUCCUGGAGCUUUCAUCGACACUGUGAAUUCCUUCAGAACUACAUCAGCAGCAUAUUCCAUUUUCUUUGUUCAAAUAGCUGCCCAUUGGGCUGGCAAGUGGAUGGCCAAGACUCUUCCGGACCGUAGAAUAAAUUUGGGUCUCUUCUCAUUUUCACUCAAUCCUGGACCAUGGUCAAUCAAGGAGACCGCAUUGGUCACCAUCACAGCCAAAAGUGGAGCCACAGGAAACUUAGCAACCAAUGCCCUAGCUCUAGUUGAGAUAUACUUCGAUACGAAGGUUCCAGCAUGGGUAGCCAUAGGGUUCAUGUGGUCCAUUGUGUUCAUUGGAUAUUCUUAUGCUGCAAUAGCCAAAAGAGUGGUGAGUUAUGACCCUCAGUUCCAAUGGCCACAGUCUUUGAUGCAGACAGCCUUACUACAGAGCCAGAAGAAAGCCGAUGGAACAAGAAGAGGCGGUUCUCAAAUGCGAAUUUUCUUCAUAUGUGCCGUGGCCCUCUUUCUAUGGCAGAUGUUACCGGAGUACCUCUUCCCCAUGACAUCUUCGGUGGCGUUUUUGUGCUACAUGGCUCCAACAAACCAUGCAGCUAACUUUAUUGGCUCGGGAUUGGGAGGAAUGGGGUUACUCAAUUUGUCGUUCGAUUGGGCUAACAUUACAUCUCUGGUGAUGUUGUAUCCAUAUUGGGUACAGGUAAUCCAGUUUGUUGGUUUCAUAAUUGGUGCUUGGGUGUUGAUUCCAUUGGCAAAGUGGUCGUCACUCUUUUCGUUCAAACAUGGACUCAUGUCUAAUCGUUUGUUCACCAAUGAAGGUAUGUUGUAUCCAACAGACAAACUUAUAACUUCUGAAGGACUCUUCAACAAAAGAGCCUAUGAAUUUUACGGUCCAGUGCACCUUGGAUCGCAGAGGGCAUGGAACAUGUUUUCGGAUUACGCAGCUUACGUCUCUGGAGUAGUGUGGGUGGUGGUUUUUGGAUGGCUGCGUCUCAGAGCCAGUUUUGGAGGUCGAAAAGUGACUUUCAAUGAUCGCCUCAACAAAUUGCACAGAGCAUACAGAGAGGUCCCUGGAUGGUGGUACUCGGCACUUUUCAUGGUCUCGGUAAUUUUCUUGACAGUUAUCUAUCGCAGCGGAUACCUUUUCAUGCCAUGGUGGAGUGCGGUGAUUGCCUUAAUGGUUGGUUCGGUGAUUGUCACUCCACUUAUGUGGUUGUAUGCGCUUUCCAACUUUCAAUUGCCCAUUGGAACUUUCAACGAGUUACUAUAUGGAUAUUUGGUUCAGGAUCUAUCCGUCAAACAUCCAGCAGGAGCCGCAUUCUUUGGAUGUGUGGCUGGAAAUGCUUGGUACCGGUCCCAGUACCACUUGGAGCUGAUGAAGUUGGGAUUUUACAACCAUAUUCCACCGACUUUGGUCUUCUUCUCCCAAAUAUAUGGAGAGCUCAUCGGAGUUCCAAUCAAUUACUUGAGCUUCCAGUGGGUGAUGAAUUCCAAGUGGGAAUACCUUACGGGAGUGAAGACAGAUCCACUUCACCAAUGGACAGCUCAGAGCAUCGUCACUUACCAUACAAACGCCAUCCAGUACGUUGUGCUUGGACCUAGAAGACUUUUCGAGAACUAUCCAUGGUUGCCAUAUGGGUUUUUGGUCGGACUUGCUGCUCCAUUGGUGAUUUUUACUCUCCAUAAAAGGUUUCCAGCUAGCAAGUUGCAAUUUGGACUCUGGAACACAACGGUGUUUUUUUCCACCAUGAGCCACUUUUAUGGGAAUGUAUCUACUGGGUACUUUUCCAAGUUCCUUGGUGGAACCGUUACCAUGUUCUACGCUUACCGGUACCGCAACCAGGUAUGGAGAAAGUAUAAUUAUGUUGUUGCCGCUGCACUAGAUACAGGGUACAAUUUGGCAUUGACAUUCACUUUUGUGUUGUUUACGUUGGGAAUCAGUGCACCCGUGUGGUACGGAAACGAUCCACGGAGUGUUGAACGGUGUUUUGCAUUAUAG